Molecule: messenger RNA, 1165 nt
Organism: Daldinia decipiens
Lineage: Eukaryota; Fungi; Ascomycota; Sordariomycetes; Xylariales; Hypoxylaceae
Exons: 2
Coding region: 129-998 (289 amino acids)
Source: RefSeq, a predicted model, not a curated record
CAUCAACCAACUCGUCACUCAUUCACAGUCACUCAUUUAGUUUUACACUUGUAUUUCAAAUUUAAAUUCGACUAUUCAACUUCUCUAUCUUUCGAGAUUUCUAACCCUUUCCAAAUCAAUCAUCCAAAAUGCAGCAACGCGCAAUCAUCGCUCUCAUCACCCUGCUCGCAGCAGCCGCCAACACCGCACCACUCGGCACGGUGCCCGGUGCCGGAGCUCUCGCAGCCCCCGCUGGCAAGGCCUUUGAGAAUACUGCCCGAGCCGUCCCUCAUACCGUGUCCGGCGUCACCGCUGGCGCUGCCGGCAUGAAGGGAGAAUCCAAGAAGGGCCACAAGUCCGCCGAGGGUGCUCAAGGAGCCGUGAAGGGUGGCCAAAAAGCUGGCAGUGCCGGCCAGAAGGCCGGAAAAGCAGGACAGCAUGCCGUCGAGGGCAGCCAGGUAGCCGGCGAGCAAGGCCAAAAGGCUCAUAAGGAGGGCGAGUUCGCCAACAAGGACGAACAGCAGGCUGGCAUGGAGGGCCAGAAAGCUGCCAAGCAGGGGCACAAGGCCGCGGAGGAACAACACCAGGCCUACGAACACGGCAGUGAGGGCAGCCGAGCCGGUAACUACGGCGCCGACAGGAGCGCUUCCAAGAACGGUGUCGCCCACAACAACAAGAACGGCGCCAACAGCGCAGACAGGGCCUCCUUGGACAAGGCCGACGGCUUCCAGGCCGGAUUCGAAGGAUCCAAGUCCGGAUUCGAGGGAUCCAAGGCCGGCUAUGAAGGCUCCAAGCACGGCAACCAGGGAUACAAAUCGGGUACCGAAGGCUCCCACUCUGGAUUCGAAGGCUCGCAGGGCGCAGCUGAAGGAUCCAAGGUUGCAGCCGAGGGCUCAAAGGCUGGUUUCGAGGGAUCCAAGGGCGCUGCUGAAGGGUCAAGGGCUAAGAAGGAGGGCGAUAAGGAAGAAAGCGGGCUUUCUGGACUCCUCGGUGGUUUCAGCGGCUUCGGUGCUAACUAGAGGCUACGCCACCGAUCCUUAUCAUCAUCGUUCGCCCCCAUUCCAUGAUCUCGUACACAAUGGAAGGCAGUGUUUGGAAAUAUAAGAGCAAAAAAAGGGGGAGUUUAGGGUAUGCAUCAUUGGCAGUUUAGUCUUGAAGUAACAAUUGGUUUUGUGUUGUCUGGUGU